AUGGCUCCUACCACCACCCCUCCAGACCCCAACAUCCUCCGCCGCUGCGUCGAGCUCGCCAGGGAAGCCCUCGACGCCGGCGACGACCCCUUCGGCUCCGUCCUCGUCGGCGCCGACGGCACCGUUCUCCGGGAAGACCGCAACCGCGUCAACACGGGCGAGGACGGCGAUGGGAGGCGCGACGCCACCCUCCACCCGGAGUUCACCCUCGCGCGCUGGGCGCAGCUCAACCUGAGCGCCGCGGACCGCGCCGCCGCCUCGGUCUACACGUCGGGCGAGCACUGCCCCAUGUGCGCCGCGGCGCACGCCUGGGUCGGCCUGGGCCCGAUCGUCUACGUCUCCUCGAGCGACCAGUUGGCGUCGUGGUUGAAGGAGCUCGGCGCCGGGGCUGGGACCAAGGUCAGCCCGCUUCCUAUCAAUGCGGUUGCGCCAAACAUUCCGGUCCAAGGCCCGAUCCCUGGGUUGGACGAGGAGGUCAAGGCCCUGCACAAGCGAAACAUCGAGCGGCGGUCGUGA
Colletotrichum higginsianum IMI 349063 is the source of this 516-nucleotide messenger RNA. RefSeq names its product Cytidine and deoxycytidylate deaminase zinc-binding region. Gene Ontology annotation, molecular function: tRNA-specific adenosine-34 deaminase activity. Gene Ontology annotation, biological process: tRNA wobble adenosine to inosine editing. The transcript has a single exon. NCBI's taxonomy places the organism in Eukaryota, Fungi, Ascomycota, Sordariomycetes, Glomerellales, Glomerellaceae. The coding region runs from base 1 to 516 and encodes 171 amino acids. The record is from RefSeq and is a predicted model, not a curated record.